This is a messenger RNA of Homo sapiens (human), 2316 nucleotides long. It is a transcript of the gene ZNF79, whose product is annotated as zinc finger protein 79. Lineage: Eukaryota; Metazoa; Chordata; Mammalia; Primates; Hominidae. The transcript has 6 exons. The record is from RefSeq and is marked validated. Bases 717 to 2141 code for a protein of 474 amino acids. Gene Ontology annotation, biological process: regulation of DNA-templated transcription. Gene Ontology annotation, cellular component: nucleus.
AAUCAGGCGCGUCCCUCUGGCGCUGGAGCCAGGACCUGGCGUUGGGCGGUACUUGGACAGCGGUUCUUGAGCUCUCGCGGUUGCCGGUAGAUUGUUGCCAGUUGCCAGUUGCCAGUCGUUUUUCGGAAAGCUGGCAGCGGCUUUUUCACCGGGUUCUGCUUGAGGCCGAGCCAAAGAGUGGCUGUGACUCGGGAGACGGAGUGGAACACCCGGCUGGGCAGGCCCGGACAGCUCCCGCGACCCAGCACCGCAGGAUCAGACCGUGCCUCUGCGGGGAGAGGCUGGAGAGGAAGAGUCCGGCCUGGGAGCCGUCAGAGCAGCCCUGCAGAACGGGGUGGGGGCUGCUGUAGAUAGACCCUUACGCCCAGAGAACUGCUGGGAGGCUGUGGCGCGAGGCGGGACUCAAAUGCUGGAGGAAGGAGGUGAGGAGUGGUAGAGGGAGCGAUUGUCAAGAGAUCGGCUGCUGCUUCGUUUGCCCACGACUGCCGCUGUGUGAGCCGAAUCAGAACUCUCUUUAUCUCUCCUACAGAUGAGAAAAAUGAGACUUAGAGAGGUUACGUGAUUUGCACACUGCUGCUGAGUGGUGGAUCAUGGAUACUUGAGAGUCUGUGAACACUCUAAUGCCUCCCUACAUCUGAGUGAGUUGAUGGAAUUUCUGAGUACUGCCUUCCCCAGGCCCUGCCCUUCCCCAAGAGGAAAACACAGGAGAGGAAGGAAUGGCUGCUGGUCUCCUCACAGCUGGGCCCCGGGGAUCCACAUUCUUCAGCAGUGUGACGGUAGCUUUUGCACAGGAAAGGUGGAGGUGCCUCGUGUCUACUCCACGGGACAGGUUCAAGGAGGGGAUACCAGGAAAGUCCAGGAGCCUUGUCCUACUAGGACUUCCAGUUUCCCAGCCUGGCAUGAACUCCCAGUUGGAACAAAGGGAAGGCGCAUGGAUGCUGGAGGGCGAAGACCUGCGAAGUCCCUCUCCAGGCUGGAAGAUUAUAUCUGGAUCACCACCAGAGCAAGCCCUUUCUGAAGCUUCAUUCCAAGACCCAUGUGUAGAGAUGCCCCCUGGGGAUUCAGACCACGGGACCAGUGACCUUGAGAAGAGCUUCAAUCUGAGACCAGUCCUCUCUCCGCAACAGAGAGUGCCCGUGGAAGCGAGACCUCGCAAAUGUGAGACACACACCGAGAGCUUCAAGAACUCGGAAAUCCUGAAACCUCACAGAGCAAAACCAUAUGCAUGUAAUGAAUGUGGCAAAGCCUUCAGUUACUGUUCUUCCCUUUCUCAGCAUCAGAAGAGCCACACUGGAGAGAAGCCCUAUGAGUGCAGUGAAUGUGGGAAGGCCUUCAGCCAGAGCUCAUCUCUCAUUCAGCACCAGAGGAUUCACACUGGAGAGAAGCCUUACAAGUGCAGUGAAUGUGGAAGAGCCUUCAGCCAGAACGCCAACCUCACCAAACACCAGCGAACCCACACCGGAGAGAAGCCCUACAGAUGCAGCGAGUGUGAGAAAGCCUUCAGUGACUGCUCAGCUCUUGUUCAGCAUCAGAGAAUUCAUACCGGAGAGAAGCCCUACGAAUGCAGCGACUGUGGGAAGGCCUUCCGUCACAGUGCAAACCUCACGAACCAUCAGAGGACUCACACCGGGGAGAAGCCCUACAAGUGCAGCGAGUGUGGGAAGGCCUUCAGUUACUGCGCAGCGUUCAUUCAGCACCAGAGGAUUCACACCGGGGAGAAGCCCUACAGAUGUGCCGCGUGUGGGAAGGCCUUCAGCCAGAGUGCAAACCUCACAAACCAUCAGAGGACUCACACUGGGGAGAAACCCUACAAGUGCAGCGAGUGUGGGAAGGCCUUCAGCCAGAGUACCAAUCUCAUAAUCCACCAAAAGACCCACACCGGGGAGAAGCCAUAUAAAUGUAAUGAAUGUGGGAAAUUCUUCAGUGAGAGCUCAGCCCUCAUUCGGCAUCAUAUAAUCCACACCGGAGAAAAACCUUAUGAGUGUAAUGAGUGUGGUAAAGCGUUUAACCAGAGCUCAUCCCUUAGUCAGCAUCAGAGAAUCCACACAGGCGUGAAACCCUACGAAUGCAGCGAGUGUGGGAAGGCCUUCCGGUGCAGCUCUGCCUUCGUUAGACAUCAGAGACUCCACGCCGGAGAGUAACUAGGAACAUGGUAGAAGUGGAGAGAGUCCCGGACAUGCCGACUCAGGACAGGUGGGUGAGGAUCUGAGAAAUGCUAAAGGCUUGAAAGCAUCUGAAGACAUCUAACUUAGAGUCUGCAGCCCAGAGCCACAUGCAAAACACCUUCAAUAAACAGCCACUAUUUCACAUGCUGUA